CCGGAAUAACCCCAAAGAGAUAAGCGUGCUUGUCUCGAUAUUACUAAGCGGAAGACUAAUACAACGACGCUCAAGAUACGAUAAAAUCUUAUAAUACGAUACAAACAAUGGCACCAACAAUCCCCAAAAAAUCAAUCCCCAAAAUAUCAGACAUAAGUAGAGAGCAUUUAGCACUAACCAAGAGUCAUAUAUCACGACAAGAUUUGGCUGCUGGUGACAUGGAUUGGAUGAAAGGAAAAGUUUGGUUGAAACCAGAUGACCAAUUACAAUUAACAGAAGCAGAAUUACAAGAGGAAUUUGCCAGAGUAUUAACUGUACAUAACACCAGAAUACCAGACUCAUUGGUGGAAUGGUCAUGGAAAUUACGUGAAUUUGUGAGAUUACCCAGCCCACCACAUUUAGUGACUCUUUUGAAUGUAGCUGGCACUAUACUGCACAAAGACUCUGAAGAGGCCAAACUGCAAUUGACAGGAGAAGAUACCGCUGACGAUGAAAAUGAACUAGCAGAUGAGAAAUUGAAGCCUGACGUUGAAGUUGUAGAAGAGGUAGAACUUGAAGAAGAAGAGCAAGAAGCAGACGAAAUGGAUAAAAUGAUAGAAACCGAGGCUGAGUACGAGCAAGAAUUGGAAGCUGAGCCAGAACCUGAGGAAGAUGAAGUGGAAAAGGCAAAGCCUAAGAAAUUGCCUAAUCAAUUUAAUUAUUGUGAAAGGGCGGCGUUGACGUAUGAUAAUCCUAUGAGGGAUAUGAGCACUCAAACUAUACCUCCACCGACCGCAACUUUCAAUACGCACGUUUUCCAAUGGACUAUUUUUGACGAAUAUCAGGAAGACUUCGCUCAACAGCAGCGCGAGAAAGAAAAAGAGAAAAAAGCACCGCUGACGCAACCAAAGAAAGAGGAUGUGAAGAAGAAGGCUCAGAUCGAGACCUCAGCAAUGACAUAUAGAAUGCUACAAGCCGCGAAAACACUGGAGCGAAUGGUGAACCAAAACAUCUUCGACGAUAUAUCGCAAGAUUAUAGAUAUUGGGACGAUCCGAGCGAUGAAUUCAAGGACGGCGAGGGCUCCUUAUUACCACUGUGGAAAUUCUCUUACGAGAAAACUAAAAAACACGACAUCACAGACAUGUGCUUUAACAGCAGAUAUUACGAUCUCUUCGCAGUCGCCUACGGAACACUGUUGUUUAAUAGUACAGUAACAAACGGCACGGUGUGCUUGUUCAGCUUGAAAAAUCCAUCGUACCCAGAAUGGAUCUGUCCGACGGAGUCUCCGGUGAUGUGCUUGGAUUUUAACGCCCAACAUCCUCAUCUUUUAGUUAUCGGUACCAUGGACGGAACAGUUGCGGUUUAUAAUAUAAUGUUGCCACCGUCUGUACCGCAAUACAAGAGCAACGACGUCGUGCAGAAGCAUGGAGGGUUAGUAUGGGAGAUUCGCUGGGCACCCGACACCGAAGAGGGGAACCUGGCGUUCUUCAGCGUGAGUAUCGACGGCAAGAUAAAUCAUUGGGUGUUAAACCAGAACGAUCUCGGUCUCACUACCGUUAUGACAUUGUUCCUGGAUCGACCACCUAUACCGGGACCAGAUGGCACGAUGAUUACGCUCAAAGGAUGCGGGACGUGUAUCGCAUUCCAUCCCGCGGAUCAGAAUGUUUUCCUGGUAGGGACGGAGGAGGGUACCAUAUAUAAAUGCAAUACGGCGUACAGUAGUAUUUACAUGAGGACAUAUCAUGAGGCGCACACUAUGCCGGUGUAUCGAAUAGUCUUCAACAAGUUCAACUCCAGCAUUUUCGCCAGCUGCUCGGGCGACUGGCGAAUUAAAAUCUGGGAAGACGAAAGACCGGAACCUUUGUUCAUGUUUGACUUGGGUGUUCCGAUCGGGGACGUUCAAUGGGCACCGUACAGUUCGACGGUGUUUGCUUGCGUAACAAACGAUGGAAAAGUUACGAUAUUCGAUUUGAAUGUUAACAAAUACAGACCUAUUUGUAAUCAACCGGUCGUCAGUAAGCGAAAGAGCAAAUUAACCCGAUUGGCUUUCAACAAUGCGCUGCCAUUUAUAAUAGUCGGUGACGAUAAAGGUACUGUAAACACGCUAAAACUGUCUCCAAAUUUGAGGGUGAAACUAAAACCAACGAAAAAGCAACAGCAUUUGUCGCAGGCGGAAUUAGAAUCUAUGAAAUUGGAGAAGUUGCUCAGUUUUGUGCGAGAGCCACCAGUGUUGGCACCACCUAAAGACGUGAGAACAACGAGCUAAGUAAAUGAAAAGUAGCGCAACACAUUAAACGCGUGUACGUAGAUAUUAAUCUUUUAUAAACAACAGUAUUUUAUUAAUAUUUGCUAUAACAGAUGGAUACACAUAUAUAUAUCUAUAUUUUUACAAAUAAAUUGGCACUAAUUAUGCAAUAGAGUUCAAAUAAUUCUACGAAGUAGUAAUUUGUGUAUCUAGACUUACAUUGGCUAAAAACAUGAUUGUAAAAAUAGAACAAUAUAUAAACGAUCAAUGUAUGUGAUAAACUAAACAAAUCGAUUUCAUCAAAAAACA
Molecule: messenger RNA, 2534 nt
Organism: Odontomachus brunneus
Lineage: Eukaryota; Metazoa; Arthropoda; Insecta; Hymenoptera; Formicidae
Product: dynein intermediate chain 2, ciliary-like
Exons: 15
Coding region: 108-2246 (712 amino acids)
Biological process (GO): cilium movement; outer dynein arm assembly
Cellular component (GO): outer dynein arm
Molecular function (GO): dynein heavy chain binding; dynein light chain binding
Source: RefSeq, a predicted model, not a curated record